Molecule: messenger RNA, 1023 nt
Organism: Phaeoacremonium minimum UCRPA7
Lineage: Eukaryota; Fungi; Ascomycota; Sordariomycetes; Togniniales; Togniniaceae
Product: putative beta-glucosidase a protein
Exons: 1
Coding region: 1-1023 (340 amino acids)
Biological process (GO): carbohydrate metabolic process
Molecular function (GO): beta-glucosidase activity
Source: RefSeq, a predicted model, not a curated record
AUGCGCAACUUCAAGCGAGGCAUUUAUUCCACGACUGUGGCGCCGACACCAGUUCCCAAAGCAGAACUAGUCUUGCCUCCUCCACUCCUAUUUACCCCGGCCGGCUGCUACCUAUUUCCUUGCGACUUCAUGCUCGGUAUCAAUAGCGCUGCGGCGCAGGUCGAGGGGGCGGCGGCCGACGAGGGAAGGACGCCUGCAGCUCCUGACUUCAUCACCGAAUUCGCUCGAAGUAUAGGAGCUGACACCUCAAGCUUAGAGGAUGACUUCAUCGCGACUGAGAACUACUACCUCUAUAAGCAAGAUAUAGAGCGUCUUGCGUCAGUUGGCCUCAAAUACUAUUCUUUCAGCAUUGCUUGGCCACGCAUAUUACCUUUCGCGGUUCCAGGCACGCCGGUAAACAAGCAAGCAUUGGCACACUACGACGAUCUAAUCAAUUUCGCAAUUGAAAAAGGUGUCCAUCCCGUCGUGACACUCACCCAUUUCGACACUCCCGCGCAGUUUAUCGGGGGUAACGCGACCGGUCUCAAUAAAAAACCGUUGUUUGGAAACCUGAACUUGGGUUAUCAGAACGAUACCUUUGAGGACGCCUUUGUUCACUAUGGCAAGAUCGUCAUGGCACACUUCGCUGACCGGGUCCCUAUCUGGAUCACCUUCAACGAGCCGCUGACUGGCUGUGAUACUGGGCCUAGCAUUGAUCAUGUCAUCAAAUCUCAUGCACGGUUGUAUCAUUUCUACAAGGAUGAGCUUCAAGGUACGGGCAAGGUCAGCAUAAAAAUGGGAGCCGCACCAGCACUACCUCAAAUACCUUCAAAUGCGUCAUAUGUUGCCGCCACAAAGCAUUAUAACGACCUGAACAUUGGGAGCUUCCUGAACCCUCUCGCCCUUGGGCAAGACUUUCCGGACGCGUAUAAGCAGACGAUUCAAGAUUAUGUGCCGUUGACCCAAGAUGACCUGGCAUAUCUGAAUCAUACUCUGGGUAUGUUCUAUCCGACCUUAGCAGCUUUGCAACGUCAUUUCGUUUAG